Molecule: messenger RNA, 4069 nt
Organism: Stegastes partitus (bicolor damselfish)
Lineage: Eukaryota; Metazoa; Chordata; Actinopteri; Pomacentridae
Gene: mybl2a
Product: v-myb avian myeloblastosis viral oncogene homolog-like 2a
Exons: 13
Coding region: 229-2970 (913 amino acids)
Biological process (GO): regulation of DNA-templated transcription
Cellular component (GO): nucleus
Molecular function (GO): protein dimerization activity; RNA polymerase II cis-regulatory region sequence-specific DNA binding; DNA-binding transcription factor activity, RNA polymerase II-specific
Source: RefSeq, a predicted model, not a curated record
GAGUGUGUGUAGCUGUGCAGCCGUGUCGUUCUUGAACGGAGCUCUCUUUUCCAGUCCCGGGUAAAUUUACACGACUAGAACACCCAGCUUGCUUCUGUAUUUCAGUGAGGAACACACGGUUCACUCGGCAGAUGUUGUCUUUGCAGUCAUUUAGUGCUAAAAAAGUAUAGUUUCAGUUGCGGGCAAACUAGUCGAGCUAGCUCCGGUCUGCAGGAAGGCACAGGAGGGAUGUCGCGCGGUGAGCUGGGAAAGCUGGACCCGGCCGUUAUCCAGAAGCAGGUACACAGUCUCAAGUUUAGCAUGGAAGAAGGCAACAAUAAUCUAUGCAAUGAAACUGAUUCUGACUCAGCAGAGCGGAAGGAUGGUGCCAAGAGCAAAACCAAAUGGACUCAUGAAGAGGAUGAAAAUCUCAAAAUCCUGAUCAGCAACUUUGGAAAGAAAGACUGGAAAAUGAUUGCCAGUUUUUUGCCAGGGCGGACAGAACAACAGUGUAUGCUCCGCUGGAAAAAAUGUCUGGAUCCCAAUCUAGUCAAGGGAUUCUGGUCCAAAGAGGAAGAUGAAAUGAUUGUAAACCUGGUGGGCAAGUUUGGCACCAAACACUGGACUGCAAUUGCCAAGCACCUGAAUGGGCGGCUGGGGAAACAGUGCCGUGAACGCUGGCACAACCACCUCAACCCAAUGAUCAAGAAGAGCACCUGGACUAAUGAGGAAGAUCUCAUCAUCUACAAAGCUCACUCCAUUCUGGGAAACCGGUGGGCUGAGAUUUCAAGGCUGCUCCCUGGAAGAUCAGACAAUUCUGUGAAGAAUCACUGGAAUGCCACCAUCAAACGUAAAGCAGAGAUGGGCUUGUUCAAAGAUGAAGCUGAAUGCAUUUCACUGGAUAUUCAACAGUUUGUGGAGGGAGAGGUGGACUUCAAAUGGGACGUCGUAUUGGAUGCUGAACCAGUAACUCCUGAAGUGGUCAAGCCUGAGAAAACAUUGCAGCAGCAGGAGCAUCGUAAAGCCAAGCAGACAAUGGCUGUUCCACCACCCCAGGCUUUGGCAUCAAGAAGAGAACUUUCCUCCCCGAGUCCCUCUCUGCCCCCCAGUUCCAGUCCCAGUCCCAGUCCGAGUCCGAGUCUUAGCUCCAGCUCUGGUGCUACACCAUCAGCUGUGCAGGUAGACCAGAAAAAGUUUGCUGAUGCAGCAUUGAGGAUGAUUGCUGAGGACAUGCUGCCACUCAGUUUUGUUGAAGGUGCAGGUUUCAGGUCUUUCAUGAACACCAUCAUGCCUGAAUGCAGCAAGCUGUCCCAGCGUGUCAUCGGCCAGCAGCUCUACGACGAUGUGGAGAGAACCAUUAAGCCUCAGCUCAUACGUGACCUCAAAGCCUGCCUUGCUAAAACCAAAGACGGUAAACGUGCCAUUCAUGUCACCUUUGACCUCUGGACAGGGAAUCUGUCCCAAUCGGGGGAGGAUCCCAUCGUCGUUGUGCAGCUCCACUUUGUCAGUGAUUCCUGGCAGAUCCGCCGUCCUGUUGUGGCCUUCCGUCACCUCACCCACAAAAACUUCAGCACUGCUGUGGCCAGGGAGCUGGAAGGUGUGCUGCUGAGCUAUGGAAUCUUUCCUGAGAGCAUCGGCUAUGUUCUUGCCAACCCGGCUAAAGAAGCCUUGACUGCGAACAACUUGUUCUGUGACUACAAGAUCAUGUGCUCCUCCAACAGGGGAGAACCGGUUGGAGAGGAGAUAGUGACAUUUCUGUCCGACCAGAUGUCUGAAACGGAGUCCCCAUUCUCAGAGCUGCAGAUUGGAACCAGGACCACGUGUGUUGCCAGAACAUUGCAAAGUGUGAUCAAGGAUGCCCUGAAAACUUCCAGAUUAGUGGAGAACCUGCUCUCACAGGUGCACAAUGUGGUGGCUUUCUUCAAGAACAGCGCCUACUGGAGCGAGGUUUUGCUGAAGGAGUGCAAUGUGUCUCUGUGCCCUUCGUCCAGUAACUGUCGCUGGAACUCCAUGAUGCUGUCAUUAAGGCGUAUGGUGCAGGAGUCUGCCUGGAGUGCCAUCAUGACUCUCCUGGGCCAGGCUCGCAUCGAGGCAAACGACACAGCCAGUGCCCCACCUCUGGUCAUGGUCAAGAGGGAGCAAGUGAUUGACAUUCUGGGUCUCCUGGAGCCCUUUGAGGAGGCUUUGCAGGUUCUGCAAGGAAGUGGUGUGACCAUUUCCUUAAUCGUACCUUCCCUCGUUGGUCUUGAUAAGACAUUGGAGAGUCGGGUCACCAACUACACCCACUUCAGCAAGGCCCUGCGCUUAGGCCUCCACAGUAACUUCCAGUCGCUCAUUCAUCAGAAGGACAUCAUACUAGCAGCUGUGCUUGAUCCCAGAAUCAAACUGCAGCCGUUUCCUGAUGUCAAAAUGGAAGAGCAAACAGAGUUCCUAACACCUCCCUCAAAGCAUCAGGCUCGGACCAUUGUGGAAUCCUCAUUAGAAAGCAUGAAGGUCUCGGCUGUUCCCACUGUGGAGGCAGAUAAAAGCCAGAAAUGCAGUGAGAUGAAAAAAGAGCAGGAUGUUGAAGGAGAAAGCCCAGCAAACACAAUAACGGAGACGUCUGAUGGCAGCUCAGACAACAACUGUGAUGAAGUCAGCCAAAACGACCUCAAGCGCAAGUCCAUUUUUAGCUUCCUCCAGCCGCCUGCGAAGAUGUUGAAGAUGUCAGAGCUUGAUGUGUACCUAUCUGAGCCACUGUUGGAAAGCAACUCCAGUCUUCUGUACUGGAAAUCUGCUAAUCAGUACCCCCAGCUCCAAGGUAUUGCCAAGAGGCUGUUGGCGGUGCCAGCCACUUCUGGGGGCUUCGAGCGGCUCUGUCCGAUGGCAGCUUGCAUUGUACGAGCCAAGAGGAGCCGCCUGCCUGCUCAUACCACAGAGAGGCUGCUUAUAUACAAGAACUCUGUGAAGACAAACACUGUUAAAAAGGCCAGAAGGGUUGCUAAAAACUGAGCCCAGUGACAAGUGGGUCUGUUUAUUUUGACCUUUUCCACCCAAACUUCAACAUACUUGUCACGCUGCAUAACAGAAACUCUGCUGUUACUUACAUAAGCUGUGCCUGCAGAAUACUGACAAUGAGGGCAGUCUAUUCAAAAUACCUCUGACAUUGGAGUAAACCAGUGAAGCUAGAUGACUGUUAAGGGUUUGUAAUAGGAGGGAGUUUCUUUAUAGCUGGACUGCAUUUCAAUACAACAUAUAGUGGAGACUAGUAAAAAUGUCAUUCCAAGUAUGCAUUAAGAUGCCUUUAACAAAAGAUUUUUUUGUCACUGCUCAAACUGUAAAAAGUUCCUCUGAAGACCUUGUGCUGCUGUUGCCUUUUCACACAAGCAGAAAAUGAAAUAUAUUUCUUGAAUUGCAGGAUUUAAACCUUUCUGGCUUUCUGCAACUGGCUCUGCCCUACUUUAAUGCCAUUGAAAUAGUUCCAUAGCUGGAAUUCAGCAAUAAAUAGUAGACAUCAGCUUGUUUCUUUUGCAGAAAUACUGAAAUGGGAUACUUCUAGCUGUACUCUUUGGCAGGUAUACAUGAAUGGCUAGUCAGUGCCUGAAGCAAAAAGUUAAAGUAACCUGUAUGUUAUAGCAAAACUACAGGACUGGACCGUUCCUUUUUAAGCCUUUCUUCCUAUUCAGAAUUGUAAGUUAUUAUAUGCUGCAAACAGACUGUGUUUGGUCACUUGUCAGUGAACUGAACAAGACAGAGCAACCUCUUCAUUUUUUGUAAAACCCUUUUGUAUUUUAUUAGUCUUACAAAUAGUUUUUUUAUUUGUUUGCGAUGCUUUAAAGGCACUGCAAUGAAUGAUAUUUCUCAAGAGCAUUGAUGAUUUUUGCCCUGAAGUGAAUUGUAAUGAGUGUGAUGCAAAGGUCAUUCUGAGUGGUCCUAUGACAUUAUUAGUCAGGUAUAUUUCACAGUUCACAUUGAAUGACAGCUGAUGGAUUGUUUUUAUUGCAGUGUUGAUAUUGUGCAAAUAAACACAAGUUUGCAUCCUUUGACCUCUUGUGUCUCCACUUGGAAAUAUCCAGAGAAUGUACAUAAAUUAAACAGUAUUUUGUCUACA